GUAAUACAUCGAUCUGACUUCAUCGUUCAUACAAAACACCAUUUUAUUUAUACAAACCAUCACCACCAUCAAAAACCUCAUCAAACACCACAUCAUUCCAAGCAAAACAAAGAAAAGAAGGCAACAUGGAAACCCUCCGCACAGCCUUCGCCGACCGACCCCGCCCCCUCCUGUCCUAUGGCGUCCCCUUCGAAACCGCGGCCUCAAAACACAUCAACGACAUCUUUCACGCAUCUCGAAUCUACAUUAUCUGCUCGGGCUCACUCGCCCGAAACACAGACGUGCUGGUCCAACUAACCGCAUCCAUCGGUAAAGACAAGAUAGUGGGGACCCGGAUCGGGAUGAAGAGCCAUACAUACUGGUCCGAGAUACUAGAGAUCGUCCACGAAGCAAGGCAAACAGAGGCAGAUCUACUACUAACAGUCGGGGCAGGGAGUCUGACAGACGGAGCAAAAGUAGUAGCUGUAGCCCUAUCUAACAACGUUCAAACAACAUCCGACCUCUCCAAACUACCCUCCGGUCCCUCCCAACAACCAACCCUCCACCCCCCUCAAGUUCCCAUAAUAAGUAUCCCAACGACGCUCUCCGCCGGCGAAUACAGCAACUUCGCGGGAGCAACCAAUGACGAAACUCAGGUAAAACACGCCUUCCAGUAUCCGACCAAGGGCCCGGAGCUCGUCAUCCUGGACCCGAAAAUAACAACCACAACGCCCGAUCACAUUUGGCUAAGCACGGGGAUCCGCGCGGUCGAUCACUGCAUCGAGACGUUCGUUGCGGUGAAGAAUACGAGUGAGAAGACGGAUGGGCUUGCGUUGCAUGCGCUGGGGCUGUUGGUGCCGGGGUUGUUGAGGUGUCGGGUUGAUCGGGAGGACGUGGACGCGAGGCUGCAGUGUCAGCUGGGGUCUGUGGAUGCUAUGGCUGCUUGUACGGCUGGGGUGGAGUUGGGGGCCAGUCAUGGGAUUGGGCAUCAGUUGGGGCCCUUGGGGGUUGGGCAUGGGGAGACGAGUUGUGUGCUUUUGCCGGCGGUUUGUAAGUAUAAUGCGCGGCAUGGGGCGAAUGGGGAGCGGCAGGAGAGGGUGAAGGGAUUUCUUUUGAGGCAGGAAGCUGUUAGGGAGGUCUUGCAGAGGAGGGGGUUAGAUGGGGAGAAGGUCGACCUGGGGGAUGUGUUGGAUGCGGUGAUUAGGGAAUUGGGCAUGCCUCGGUCGUUGAAAGAUGUUGGUGUCGGACGCGAUCAGUUGGAGCAGCUGGCGGAGAAUAGUUUACAUGAUCGGUGGUGUAAGACGAAUCCCUUGCCGUUGACGGAGAAGCGCCAGGUAUUGGAGAUUCUGGAGAUGGUGGCUUAAUUUAUAUAACAUAGCUAUAUCCCUUGUAUAUAUGGGGGAGGAAACAUGGUUUUGUGUGUAUCUGCAAUAAUCUCAUUCAAUGACAUCCCUAAAGUCCGUUAUAGACGCUAUAGGCUCGUAAAAAGUAAAUCAACAAAGAUCCAUAUCAUAGACAAUCCCUGCAAUCAUCCCAGUCUACUGGAAAUAACUUCGCACUGCCGCCUGGUUAUCUGGGU
This is a messenger RNA of Aspergillus alliaceus, 1558 nucleotides long. Its product is annotated as iron-containing alcohol dehydrogenase. The transcript is spliced from 2 exons. The record is from RefSeq and is a predicted model, not a curated record. The coding region runs from base 126 to 1343 and encodes 405 amino acids. Gene Ontology annotation, cellular component: mitochondrion. NCBI's taxonomy places the organism in Eukaryota, Fungi, Ascomycota, Eurotiomycetes, Eurotiales, Aspergillaceae. Gene Ontology annotation, molecular function: alcohol dehydrogenase (NAD+) activity; metal ion binding.